CCGAAACAUCGGUUGACUUUCAAUGGACUACACGGACAACGGGGGUGAUGGGAGUGAGUUACGCUCCUUGACGGGCCCGUGUUAUUACUGUUGUGGCAAUGGCGUUUUCUACUGCCCCACAUUCACUGCAAGGCGCCUGUCUUCACUUCUGUUUGCAGAGUGCUCCAAGCGACAACAAUACCACAAGAUGCUGCUCCUCGCCCUGAUUUUCGCACCAGCGAUACUGUCGGCGCUAACACGUGCGGGGCACUUCCUCAAUGCGGACGGAACACCGCAUAACCCGUACCACGAGCUGCACCUGCCGCACGAACCCCCUCUGUACCCAACCCUGGACAAGGUGCCACACACUGCCUUCAGCUGCGAGGGCAGGGACUGGGGCCUGCAUGCAGAUACGGAGGCUUACUGUCAGGCUUUUCAUCUUUGCCAAGACCAUUUGGUGCGCAGUUUCCUGUGUCCGAAUGGAACGCUGUUCCACCAGCAAUUUAAAGUUUGUGACCAGUUCUACAACGUUCGGUGUGGCGUUCCCCUGGAGGACCAGUAGCAGACGUCACAACACUGUUGCUGUUUAAGAGAGAUUAUGUGUUAAAUUAGAUAGAAUGUAUUUAUUAUUCGCCUUUACAGAUAGUAAUUAUUCUUUUUAAAUUAAAGUAACUAAAAUAUA
Messenger RNA from Cryptotermes secundus, 661 nucleotides. RefSeq lists its product as uncharacterized. The transcript has 4 exons. NCBI's taxonomy places the organism in Eukaryota, Metazoa, Arthropoda, Insecta, Blattodea, Kalotermitidae. The record is from RefSeq and is a predicted model, not a curated record. Gene Ontology annotation, cellular component: extracellular region. Bases 23 to 541 code for a protein of 172 amino acids. Gene Ontology annotation, molecular function: chitin binding.